AAACAGUUCCAUUAUCACCAUCAUCCACAGUUUAAACACACAACUCCAUCACCACGAAAUAUAGUGAAACCGACGGUUCAAACACGUCAUCGCCAUUUUACGACAUCGCCGAAAAACUUGCCAUUCCGUCUCCACUUGCGAAAACGAGCUUUGACUUGGCAUUCAGAAGACAUGGGUAGCAAUCAAAAAAGUACUUAUUCAUUCAAGUUCAGAAAUCCAAAGCUAGGAUUGAUUAAGGGGUUGAUCUCAGAUGUGAAAAAAAUCAGAAGGAACAACUUUUGUGUUGAGUAUGGUGACCUGUUGACUAUCAUGAACACCGAGGUGGAUGCUUGGGCCAUUUUCACUUUGGCACAAUUCUAUGAUCCUCCCUUGCGGUGUUUCACAUUCCAGGACUUCCAGUUGGCGCCAACACUUGAAGAGUUCUCACAUAUAGCAAACAUUGGUAUCAAGGAUGAAAUCCCUUACACCGGUCUAGGGGAACUUCCUACACAUCAACAAAUAGGUUCAGUUAUACGUCUAGAUAAAGCGGAAGUGAAAGCUAAUCUUGGACCAAAAGGAGGCACUUCAGGUUUCACUUUGAAGUUCUUAGUGGGAAAAGCUUCAGAUUUCAAAAGUAAAGAAGAUUGGGUCGCUUUCAAUGCUGUGUUAGCCUUGAUACUCUAUGGGAUUGUCUUGUUCCCGAACAUUGAUGACUUCGUGGACAUGACUGCUAUACGCAUUUUUUUGCUCAAGAAUCCCAUUCCCACCUUGCUUGCAGAUGUUUAUCACUCUAUCCAUUGGAGAAAUGAGAAGAAGGGGGGAUGA
This is a messenger RNA of Lathyrus oleraceus (garden pea), 804 nucleotides long. RefSeq lists its product as uncharacterized. The transcript has 2 exons. The coding region runs from base 172 to 804 and encodes 210 amino acids. The record is from RefSeq and is a predicted model, not a curated record. NCBI's taxonomy places the organism in Eukaryota, Viridiplantae, Streptophyta, Magnoliopsida, Fabales, Fabaceae.